Molecule: messenger RNA, 354 nt
Organism: Funneliformis geosporum
Lineage: Eukaryota; Fungi; Glomeromycota; Glomeromycetes; Glomerales; Glomeraceae
Source: the annotation of a GenBank genome assembly
AUGGUAUUGAUUGAUUUUUAUACGAACGAAUUGUCUGCAUCAACUAUGGCAGGAAUUCAAAAGAAAACGCGAUUUUUCCAUGGAUUAGGAAUGAUUUUAACGUGGUGUCUGUUAUUUCCGAUAUCAAUUUACAUUGUUCGAUUUCAUAAACACACCAACAAUUACUUAAAAAUACAUCGUUCCAUACAAGUGCUUGGUGGUAUUUCAAUAUCUACAUUCGGUGCCGCAGCAAUAGCCACAAUGAAAGAAACCAAAGCUCCGCAUGCAUGGAUGGGUUUAACUAUUUAUUCUCUUGUAUUUGUCCAACUGGGUUUGGGGUUUGCGGCUAUUUGGGGACAAGCCGCCGUUGUCUCG